Chlorella variabilis is the source of this 342-nucleotide messenger RNA. RefSeq lists its product as hypothetical. Gene Ontology annotation, biological process: translation. Lineage: Eukaryota; Viridiplantae; Chlorophyta; Trebouxiophyceae; Chlorellales; Chlorellaceae. The annotation marks the transcript as partial. Gene Ontology annotation, cellular component: ribosome; cytosolic small ribosomal subunit. Gene Ontology annotation, molecular function: RNA binding; structural constituent of ribosome. The transcript has 3 exons. The record is from RefSeq and is a predicted model, not a curated record.
ACCUGCCGCCCCCUUCCUGCCGCAGGCCACAUGAUGAUUAACCGCCGCCCCUACGACCGCUACUUUCCAGACCUGCUGCGCCGCAACGACCUGCUGACGCCCUUCCUGGUCACCGGCACCUUGGGCUGCUUUGACGUCAUGGUCAGCGUGCGCGGCGGCGGGCAGACGGGGCAGGCACAGGCGGUGCGCCACGGCAUCGCCCGCGCGCUGCAAAACUACGAGCCCGCCCUGCGCCCGUACCUCAAGCCCUACGGCCUGCUGUCCCGCGACUCCCGCAUCGUGGAGCGCAAGAAGCCGGGCCUGAAGAAAGCGCGCAAGGCCUUCCAGUGGGUCAAGCGAUAG